Molecule: messenger RNA, 1603 nt
Organism: Mercenaria mercenaria
Lineage: Eukaryota; Metazoa; Mollusca; Bivalvia; Venerida; Veneridae
Exons: 7
Coding region: 160-873 (237 amino acids)
Cellular component (GO): trans-Golgi network
Source: RefSeq, a predicted model, not a curated record
AUUACGGGGUUUGUCUAUUGUGUUUGUUUUGUUUCAGUUGCUGAAUUAUCUGACUACUAGAUUACUUGGACGUGCAUUUUAAAUAAGAAAUAUUUUAUGCUACUAUUUGAAAAUCAAUCAUAGACUUACACGUUUUGUUGUAAAAAAAGUAAAUUCAAAAUGUUUGGACAGAGUGCUCGUGCUUUAACGGUACUGAGUCUCGUAGUUGUAACGGAACUUAUUAUAGCAUCAGACCCGGUACCAGACCCCGUACCAAAUGGUCAAUGCGCGAAAAUCGACGAAUGUUCGUGUAAGUACGAUAACGGAGCUGUCGUGAAUCUUCACGCUCUAGACAGAAAAGAUGGGAAACCAAAGUUCAGUAAUGAAACAAAUACGGCAGGGAACGAGUAUUACUCUUGGAAUCCAUGCUCUCCGUUCUCAUAUUAUUCAAAUUAUUCGUCAUAUCACAGAUUCUAUUGUCAGAAUGUCUCUGUCUGCAUGAUACGUCAAGGCAUUCCAAGAGAACUGUUUUACGAUCUUGGAUACCAGGGCACAGCCCGGUUUUGGGUUGACGGCAAUGGUACUUUGAAACUUACAUACACAGUUGACCAAGGAGACUUCAAAAGUGAAACAGAAAUAACCUUACGGUGCUUGACCAAUUCAAAUGUUGACUCCUUAACAGCCUAUGGCGAACAGGCCAAAACCAAUGACGUAGUUUUAUACAAACUAGAGCUGGCUAGUAAAUAUGCUUGUGCUUAUGCAACUACAAGCAUAGCAACAAGGACAUCGACCGCCUCAAGUAACUCGCCUUCUCUGAUCGGCUCAGCAUGGACCACAAUAUGUCAAGUGUUAUUGGUGCUAAUCUACGUUCGUGCAGGAAUGUUGUGUGGAUAAAGAAUAUGUGGGCGGACAACAGACUUUUUAUGGAAAUUGGAUAUAAUUAUUAUAUUAAAAUUCAUGAGUUGUGUUUAGUUCUUGCAAGAUGAUGAAGAAAUUUACAAGUACCUCUGAAUCAGACGGAAUACAUGUUGUAAAGUGUGUACAUAACAUUAUUUAUAUAAUUUGUUGAAAACGGGAAUAUCAAGCAUUUGAUUGAAAAAUAACAAUGAAUAAUAUGGUUUGUUAAUGCAACAAUGAUAAAGAGGAAAGUAUAUAUGCUUCAGGCGUUUCAUAAGUGUGCAUGAAUUCUGCACAAAUACUGACUGGUUCUUAACAAGUUAUUGCCACCUUUACUACGAAUGGACGAAAACAUCUCAGAUUACCUUUAACUUCUCUACAUAAAUGAGAAAUGAAAGACGCCACAGGUCAUUGUUAACUUAGCUACAAAAAUGAUUUUUGUGUACAAAGGACCACGUUUGAUUUGCUUAAGAAAAUAGUCCCGAAUUUUCCGAAAUGUAAUGACAACAUGUAAAAUAACCCGAUUUUAUUACAUAUAUGUCUUAUUUAAUUAAAAUGUCAUAUUAACUUGAAGAAAAUUUCACAAUUGAUUGAUGUCAUGUUUGGUUCUCACUCCAAAUGAAUUUGUAUUACAAAACGACAGAAGCUUAAACUCUGAUCUCCAUUUUCCUGUACACUAUGUCAUGUUGUAAAAAUAUUUAAAAUAAAUUCAUACAUUCAUUUCUUA